This is a messenger RNA of Symbiodinium pilosum, 828 nucleotides long. NCBI's taxonomy places the organism in Eukaryota, Dinophyceae, Suessiales, Symbiodiniaceae. The record is from the annotation of a GenBank genome assembly.
AUGGCACACCUCCGCCUUGAGAAGGAGCUUUUGAACUUGAGCGAUGGCACCACCAUUCGCAUUGCCCGAACGCCUGGCAUGGGAGACAAGGAGUGGCAGGAUACCAAGAAGUAUCUUGAGGCCAACCCGGAGGAAGCCCGCAGGAUGGAGACCUUCUCCCGGGAUGCGAAGGCCGUGCGUGCGUGGAUGCAGACCCAGGCCAUCACCGAGUACUACAACACACGCCUCAGCAACGGCGAUGAGGUGGUGACCAACAAGUUCAACUCCCUGGAGAAGAAUCCGGAUGUCGCCGCCAUCUUCGAGGACAUCAAGCGCGGUGGCAACCAGGCUGCCAUGCAGCACUACCACAACGAGCCGCUGAUGCUGAAGAUCAGCAGAGCCAUGGGUGGAGUGCCUGAGGAGGUGAAGUCGGUGCUGCAGGACAUCCAGAACAAGCCCAUCACUCUGCAGGAAGCCUGCCUCCGCGGCGACAUGAAGACGCUCGAGGAUUACUUGGAAGCCACAGCCAGCGAUCCGGACAAGAGGAACAUUGACGAGAAGGACGCCAAAGGCAUCAGCUGCCUGGGCUAUGCUAUCGGGGCCAACCGCACCCAUGUGGUGAAAAAGCUCCUUGAGAGCAAGGCCAAUCCAUGGGAGGUAGACAACAGUGGUGGCAAUGCGAUCCACUACGCGGCUGCUUAUGGCAGGAAAGAGCUCUUGCAGUAUUUCAUCAGUGCCAAGGGGGACGUCAACAAGCAGAACACGCAGGGCCAGACACCAUUGGCUCUGGCGCAGAAGAACAAGAUGAAGGAUGCCAUCGACUUGCUGACGAAGAGCGGUGCCAAGUGA